This is a messenger RNA of Anopheles arabiensis, 1361 nucleotides long. Its product is annotated as fibroin heavy chain-like. The record is from RefSeq and is a predicted model, not a curated record. The transcript has 2 exons. The coding region runs from base 112 to 1272 and encodes 386 amino acids. NCBI's taxonomy places the organism in Eukaryota, Metazoa, Arthropoda, Insecta, Diptera, Culicidae.
CGGCGAGCAGACGAGCCAGUGCCAGUACUCUCCACAGCACAGUUUCUAGGCUUUUUUGUUGUUGCGUGAUCGUUGUUGUUGGUGAACCGUUUGCAAGGCGUUAAGACAAACAUGCGCGCUUUUGUGGUUUUGGCGGCCUGUCUGGCCGUUGCGUCCGCUGACAUCGGUUUGAAGCUGCGCCAGGCGGCGGAGGCCCGUGCAGCGAGCAGCUACGACGUCGGCCAGCAGUCGAUAACGGUCGACUACGCGCCGGCCGUGUUCGAGGAUACCGUCGUGGGCGAUAGCCGCUCGUAUGCGGACGCCGGCGCCUCGGCCGCGUCAUACUCGGCCGGCCCGGGCAACGCCGUCUUCGAUGCCGGCUACCAGGCCGGGCUUCGGGACGCCGCGUCCUCGGGCGCGUCGGCUUCGGCCGGUGCCGGUGCGGUCAGCGGCACUGGCUCGCGCUUCGGUGCGACCGGUGCGUACUCUGGUGCCGCCGCCGGCAGCUACGCCGGUAGCGGCGCGUUCGGCAGCUCGUCGUCGGCCGGUGCGUCCGCCUACGCCCAGGCCAAGACGCAGGUGCGCUAUGCUGCCCCGGAGGUCCUGAAGCACUUCUACUAUCACGUCGCGCCGGAGGAGCCGCAGGCCGAGGCCGAAGCCAACACGCUCACCAUCACGCCCCGCAAGCACUACAAGGUCAUCUUCAUCAAGGCCCCGACUGUCAGCGCCAACGCCGGUGCGUCGUCCCAGGCCGCCAGCCAGACGGAGGAGAAGACGAUCGUCUACGUGCUGGUCAACAAGCCCGCCAAGGCACAGGCCGGUGCGACCGCCGACGCCAGCUCGUUCUCCUCCGGCAAGCCGGAGGUGUACUUCGUCAAGUACCAGGGUGCCCAGGCCAGCGCGAACGCCAAGGCCGCUGCCACCGCCGGUGCCACGGCCGGCUCGUUCGGUGAGUCCGUCGUCGACGUCGGUUCGCUCGCCGGAGCGUCCGCCGGUGCGAACGCGAACGCAUACAGCGCGUCUCAGGCCCAGGCCGGUGGAUUCGGCGGCAGCAGCUUCGACGGUUCGUACGCCGAUGCCGGUGCGUCGGCCGGUGCCACCGCCGGCAGCAACGACUACAGCUUCAACCUGCGCUCGAGCGACGUGUCCGCCGCCUCGGCUGGCGCGAGCGGCUACAACGGCGAGUUCGCCGCCAACGAUGCUACCGUCGGGGCCGGCGUUACGGCCGCGUACGAUGCCGCUGGUGCCAGUGCUGGCGCUGUUUCUGGCGCUGUCAACACGGUGGUCUACUAGGGCCCGCUGUAAGCCAACCGACGCUAACAAGCAUAACCGAACCCAAAGCCCCCUAGAGUGUUGUCUCGAGACAGUGCACGACAAAGACU